This is a messenger RNA of Puntigrus tetrazona (Sumatra barb), 2409 nucleotides long. Its product is annotated as exostosin-1-like. The transcript is spliced from 2 exons. Lineage: Eukaryota; Metazoa; Chordata; Actinopteri; Cypriniformes; Cyprinidae. The annotation marks the transcript as partial. The record is from RefSeq and is a predicted model, not a curated record. Gene Ontology annotation, cellular component: Golgi apparatus. Gene Ontology annotation, molecular function: acetylglucosaminyltransferase activity; glucuronosyltransferase activity.
UAAACAGAUUAUUUAUUGACACUUUUCAGAAUGUAAAACGCAGCUGUGCCGUGUGCAUCGGAACAGGGGCAUCAUAUAGUUUGUCAGUGAGGAUGUUUGCAGCCUGUGGCUCGGUUAUUGCUCUCGGCGCGCGUCACCGUGUCAUGCUUUCCUCGCGCGAUAUGCAUCUGUCCGUACACAGUUCUUCUGAGAUGAUCGGCGCUUCCCGCGGACGGUUCUUUCUCCCAGCGCUAACAGCAGAGAGGAAAGACUCGGCGGAGGUGGGAGGUUCAAGCUCAUAGAGAUGCCGAGCGGAUUCCCCAACUCUCCCCAGAAGCCCACCGCCGUGCUCCGCGCCCGCCGACUCUGAAGGAGAAGACUUUGCCGGGGGGUCGCUCGCGGAGACGGGCGUGCGAGAGGGCGAGCGCGUGUUUUUCGCGGGCUCGUCCCGGUGAAGACGCUCCGGAGCGAAGCGGCGUCCAGCUGACAACAGCGUUAACUUUCGCGCCAAGUGCCUUCCGGAGGAGGAAAACCGUCGCGGACGCGAAGCGGUGUGAAUUGACAGUCGGACGUCACGCGAGCGCACUCGGGGUUUGUUUUGGAGUCUAUGCACGUGGCCGCGCCGGAUUGACUCCGGAUCGAGCCGUGACUGACAGCUCGCUUCAGAUUAAACCAGACCGCCGGAAGGACUUUACCGCGAUUGGGACCUGCGGUCCGUGUGGAUUACGAGACGCUGCCAGAGUCUCCAGGAUGCGAGUGGAGCUGUGAGAAGUUUCGAGGUGGUUUUGGAGAGUUGCAAACGCAACUUGAGCGCUCAGGAUGUCUCAGGAACUCUGCGAUGGAUUUAGCUCUAAAACCUGCACGUUUAUCCAGAGAGAUAGGGGCUGAUCAUCUUCGCGUUUGUAGAAGGAUCUCUCUCUUGAUUUUGGUGAAUAUUAUAGGAUGAGGUCGGGAUGUGUCACGAUUUGUGGACGGAGUGCAGUUUGAAGAAGACUCGGUGGAUUUUAUGAAGUUGCGCGUCGGUCGCCAAGACGCACGGAAAUAUGAAGAUUUUUAGAUUUUUUUCAAGAAAGCAUGAAAAGAUAGAAACAGACAAUGAACAUCACGUUGCUUUAUCAGGGUAAUGGAUUCGGACGGCGUGUGUUUUCCCGUCAGGUCCCCUUGUAAUCACAUUAUUAUACUGACGCACAAUAUCAAAAUUCUGUAUGAAUACAGAAAUGGCUGGGAAAUACUUCUGCACCACUCCUAGCAAUGCCCUGACUUGAUAAUGCUUUGGUUUCUAAUAUAAAGUUGCGAAUCGUUGAAGGUCUUCUACUCAUCAAUAGAUGAUUGACGCUUCAACAGGUGACUGAGCGGUCUGUGUGCUAUCAGAAUGCUCCUAUUGGUAUGAGAGCUGGUCCCGUGGGUUUACAGUCGACCCUCCGUGCUUCCUUCUUGUCCUGCCCUGCUUCUCGCUGUCCACAUGCAGGCGAAGAAGCGAUACCUGCUGGUAUCUGUGGGGGCCUGUAGCCUGCUACUAGCCUACCUGUGUGGCCUGCAAAUCGGCGAGUUCCACAACCAGAGCCAUGCGGAGCUCUAUGGAGUCUCACAGAUGGCCGGUGUCCCGCCUCGGCCGCCCCGCUGGCCGGAUUGGGUGGAUCCUCCCCUGCAGACAUACCUUGGUGAGGCCGAGCAGGAAGAGGACGGACCCCUGCUUCUUCAUCAGCACACGUCUCCUCGCGAGAGACGAGAAAUACAGAAGAACAUCUACAAGAGCCGGCGGUGUCGCAUGGAGACCUGCUUCGAUUUCCAGCGCUGCGAACGGGGCUUUAAAAUCUAUGUGUAUCCGCCUCAGAAAGGUGAGGCGCCCUCGGAAAGCUACCAGAAGAUUCUGGCAGCCAUCGAGGAAUCGCGAUUCUACACGACGGACCCUAAUGAGGCCUGUCUGUUUGUAUUGAGUAUAGACACUCUAGACAGGGACCAGCUGUCAGCUCAAUAUGUACAUAACGUCCGAGCCCGAAUUCAAAGCCUCCCUCUGUGGUACGAAGGAAGGAACCAUCUGAUUUUUAACUUGUACUCUGGAACGUGGCCUGAUUAUACGGAGGAACUAGGAUUCGAUAUCGGCCAGGCCAUGUUGGCCAAGGCCAGCACCGACAUGGACAACUUUAGACCGCGCUUUGAUGUGUCCAUCCCUUUGUUUUCAAAAGACCAUCCUCAGAAAGGAGGGAGCAAAGGUUAUCUCAAUCUUAACAAUGUCCCUCCCUUACGGAAAUACUUGCUGGUCUUCAAAGGGAAGAGGUAUCUAACUGGCAUCGGCUCUGAAACCAGAAAUGCUUUAUAUCAUAUACACAAUGGGGAUGAUAUCAUUUUAUUGACUACCUGCAAACACGGGAAAGACUGGGAGAAGCACAAGGAUGCGCGGUGCGACAGAGACAAUGAAGAAUACACAAA